Messenger RNA from Lagopus leucura (white-tailed ptarmigan), 963 nucleotides. Its product is annotated as caspase-9-like. Gene Ontology annotation, biological process: proteolysis. Lineage: Eukaryota; Metazoa; Chordata; Aves; Galliformes; Phasianidae. The coding region runs from base 1 to 768 and encodes 255 amino acids. Gene Ontology annotation, molecular function: cysteine-type endopeptidase activity. The record is from RefSeq and is a predicted model, not a curated record. The transcript is spliced from 6 exons.
AUGGUUGUAGGCUUCCAGUGUGGCAGAAGCAAGGAGCCCACCGUCUUGUAUAUGUUUGCUGAGCCACCUCCAGCCGUUGGGAACGUGGCCUUCAGCCUGCUAACAGGUGGCCAAAUCCCACAGCCUGUGUGCCCACCUUGUGCUAUGUCUUAUCGGGACCCACCUGGGAAUGGAUACACCUGUCCCAUGUACAACCCCACAGAUGUGGCCCUGACCGUGACCCCAGCCACGCGGGGAAGUUCAGCUGUUGACAGGGGUGACCACAGACUGUGCUGUGACAGCAAAACCCUUCCAAUUGAAAAGAUUGUGAACUAUUUCAAUGGGUCCCAGUGCCCAAGUUUGAGAGGAAAACCCAAACUCUUCUUCAUCCAGGCGUGUGGAGGAGAAGAAAAGGACCAUGGAUUUGAGGUGGGCUGUGAAUCACCCCAAGAUGAAACUUGCCGAGGUUGCGUAGAGUCGGAUGCGAUUCCUUUCCAGGCUCCAUCGGGGAGUUUGGACGAGCCGGACGCCGUUGCCAGUUUGCCCACUCCUGGUGACAUCUUGGUGUCCUACUCAACCUUUCCAGGUUUUGUGUCCUGGAGGGACAAGGUGAGUGGCUCGUGGUAUGUGGAAACCCUGGACAGUGUGCUGGAACAUUAUGCCCGUUCUGAAGACCUGCUAACCAUGCUGCUCCGGGUGUCAGACAUCGUGUCCACCAAGGGGAAGUACAAGCAGAUCCCAGGCUGUUUCAACUUUCUACGUAAGAGAUUCUUCUUCCUGUGCAAAUGAUGUGGGGUUGUCGACGUCCCAGUCAACGUGAGGGACAGCUUCCCUGUGGCUGGAUGAAAGCUGUCCCUGCUGUGACUUGAACCAGGUGCUCCUGGUGACUGCUGUCUGGCUUUGGAGGGGUCUCUGCUGAGAAACGCAAUCUGUGAGUGCUGUGGUUGGGGUGAUCACCCCCAAGAUGAGGAGUGGCCCUGUCCC